AAAUGCUUAUUAAUUAAUAAAAUAAUAAUUGACAGGUUGAGAGGAACAUCGACUUGGUUUAUGGAGGUGGAAGUGUUGGAUUAAUGGGUCUUAUCUCCCAAUCUGUAUAUAAUGGUGGUCGCCACGUGUUAGGGGUGAUUCCCAGAACUCUGAUGCCCAGAGAGAUCACAGGAGAACCUGUUGGAGAAGUGAAAGCAGUAUCUGGUAUGCACCAAAGGAAGGCAGAAAUGGCUAAGCAAGCUGAUGCAUUCAUAGCCUUGCCAGGUGGCUAUGGUACAUUGGAGGAACUCCUAGAAGUCAUCACUUGGGCUCAACUCGGAAUUCACGAUAAACCGGUAGGUCUGCUCAAUGUAGAUGGGUACUACAACUCACUUCUGUCUUUUAUAGACAAAGCUGUUGAUGAAGGUUUUAUUACACCAUCUGCCCGUCAUAUAAUUGUUUCUGCCCCAACUGCCCAUGAACUUAUGUCCAAGCUUGAGGUACACCACCAUCCAAGUACACUUCCCCCCUGCCCCAUCUCCCCCACGUGCCACGACUAGCGACUUGACAGAUAUUCAAUGUUAGGGAUUACAUUCCCAAGCAUAAUGGAGUUGCGUCGAAGCUGAGUUGGGAGAUAGAGCAACAACAAUUAGGUUACUCAACGAAAUCCGAAAUUGCUCGUUAGCCUCUAUCUAGUUUAUAUUCCUCCCAAGUAUUCAGGCAAAGAUACAUACAAGAAGUUCAUCAAUUGACACAGGCAACAUGUUAGAAGCAAAGAAUGCUUGCUAGCUCCACAAUCCAACUGAUUUUCAUUUUGGAUUUUUACCAAAUUUACGUCGAGUGUCAACUUUUGAUUGAUUUGCACAUAGUUCUAAUCUGGAUAAACAGUAACUGUAAUUUUGCUAGUAAGUUUACAAUGGUUGUUCACUUCUAUUUUCAUUUCAAUUUUAAACAAUCUUUUAAUAAAUGUAACGAUAAAUGAGUCAUAAUGACAUUUAUGUACUCUUCAGUUAAGUUUA
Olea europaea var. sylvestris is the source of this 998-nucleotide messenger RNA. RefSeq names its product cytokinin riboside 5'-monophosphate phosphoribohydrolase LOG1-like. The record is from RefSeq and is a predicted model, not a curated record. The coding region runs from base 84 to 539 and encodes 151 amino acids. Gene Ontology annotation, biological process: cytokinin biosynthetic process. The transcript has 6 exons. NCBI's taxonomy places the organism in Eukaryota, Viridiplantae, Streptophyta, Magnoliopsida, Lamiales, Oleaceae. Gene Ontology annotation, cellular component: cytosol; nucleus. Gene Ontology annotation, molecular function: hydrolase activity, hydrolyzing N-glycosyl compounds.